Vigna radiata var. radiata (mung bean) is the source of this 844-nucleotide messenger RNA. RefSeq lists its product as uncharacterized. The coding region runs from base 131 to 700 and encodes 189 amino acids. Lineage: Eukaryota; Viridiplantae; Streptophyta; Magnoliopsida; Fabales; Fabaceae. The record is from RefSeq and is a predicted model, not a curated record. The transcript has a single exon.
UUCACCUCCUACUUUCUCACACCAGGGUUCUCUUUUCUUCUACGAGGUGCAUAAAGCCUCGUAGUAGAAUCAAGAAACCCUUCACUUAGUUGCAAACUUAUUCAUUAUUAUUGUAAGUAUAGUUUGAGAAAUGGAGGCAAAGAGAUUAUGGAAUGUGAUGAGGGUAACCUUCUUCAUGAUAAGGAAGGGUCUUAUAUCAAAGAGGAAGAUGAUCAUGGACACGAACUUGAUGAUGAAGAAAGGUAACGUGAGAAAAUCUCUGAGCAAUCUCAUGUCAUCACAUCAUCAUCACCAGCAGAAGAACCCUAAGAGUGUGACACGAGGUGGCUUAGGGGUGCAUUAUGAAUUCUCAUGUACCAAUAGUCCAAACCCUGUUUUCUUCCACAUGCCUAAGCGCAAGCACCAUUUCAACUUUCCCUGCAUCCAUGCCCCUGAAGUUCUCGAUGAUGAAAACCGUUUUUCGUUUGAGGGUGUGGUUACCCUCCCAAAAACCCCAGAUUACAUGUUCAAUAUAUUUGUUCCUGGAGAGAAAAAGAGCCCUCUUCUCUCACCAUUUUCUGUAAGGGUGUCCAAUUAUUCUGCAUUGGAUGAAAGUGAAGAAGCUGGAAACGAUCAUGUUGAUCUUCAGGCUGAGGAUUUCAUCAGAAGGUUCUAUGAACAGCUUAGGUCGCAAAGUCCCGUGCAGUUCCUAGGUUACUAAGUCAUGUAAAGAACAAACCAGCCAUGUAGUUACAGUAAUAAUGAUGCGUUGCACUCAAAUUCUGCAUUUCCUUGUCUGUGUAAAAUGGUGUUUUAUUACACAUGUUCGUUUUUGGACAUUGAAUAUUUUUGUUCUCAUUCUGUA